AUAUUUACCAUUUAGCGAAUUUAUCAGAACUUGUGGAUGGGUUUCUGUUGCUAAAACGGACAAAGUGAGAUAGAUUUAGCAUUUUGCCACGAUGACGACAUUGCUGUCUAAGCGGACUGUGGGCGUUUCGAGGGCGCCCAGCCGCUAGGCGGUGCGGAUCAUGUCCGAAGCGGGAAGGCCAAUCAAAAGUGGCGCAUCGCGAAAUCCCGAAGGUGCGGAAUCUUCUGGACACGCCGAGGGUGCGUUUCAGGAAUGUGCAUCCGAGCAACAUUCAUGCCUAGGGGGCGGCACAGAUUCCCACCUUCCAGACUCUUCCAUGCCACUGAGUGUGGAUCACAUGACCUCGCCCCCCACCCAGCCUCCGAUGAGCUCCAUGGUGGGACACCCGUCCGUCAUCAGCACCUCCCUGAACCCGGCACGGCCCCUGCCCUCCCCCAUGGGUGUUAUGGGUUCUCCCAUAAACGGGCUGACCUCCCCCUACUCCGUCAUCACCUCGUCCCUUGGCUCCCCCUCGGUCUCCUUGCCAUCUACGCCUGGGAUCAACUACGGAGCACUUAACAGUCCACAGCUGAGCAACGUGAGCAGCACAGAGGACGUCAAACCCCCCCUUGGACUUGUGGGGAUGGGCAGCGUAGGGGGGUACCAGUGCACCAGCCCCGGCUCCAUGUCCAAACACAUAUGUGCAAUAUGUGGAGAUCGAUCAUCAGGGAAGCACUACGGCGUGUACAGCUGCGAGGGCUGCAAAGGCUUCUUCAAGAGAACCAUCCGGAAGGACCUCACCUACACGUGCCGGGACAACAAAGACUGCCUGAUUGACAAGCGACAGAGGAAUCGCUGCCAAUACUGCCGCUACCAGAAGUGUCUGGCCAUGGGCAUGAAGAGGGAGGCCGUCCAAGAGGAGAGGCAGAGGAGCAAAGAGAGGAGCGACAAUGAGGUUGAAUCCACCAGCAGCUACAAUGAGGACAUGCCCGUGGAGAAGAUCCUGGACGCUGAGCUGGCGGUGGAGCCCAAAACAGAGGCCUACAUGGACGCCAGCCCAGGGAACUCGACUAAUGACCCCGUCACCAACAUCUGCCAAGCUGCAGACAAACAGCUCUUCACCCUGGUGGAGUGGGCGAAGCGUAUCCCUCACUUCUCGGAGCUGCCCCUGGACGACCAGGUCAUCCUACUACGAGCAGGCUGGAACGAGCUGCUCAUAGCCUCCUUCUCGCACCGCUCCGUGACGGUCAAAGAUGGCAUUCUGCUGGCCACCGGGCUGCACGUGCACCGCAGCAGCGCACACAGCGCCGGCGUGGGCUCCAUUUUCGAUCGGGUGCUGACGGAGCUGGUGUCUAAGAUGAAAGACAUGCAGAUGGACAAGACAGAGCUGGGUUGUCUACGUGCCAUAGUGCUCUUCAACCCAGAUGCCAAAGGUUUGUCGAACCCGGCCGAGGUGGAGGCCCUGAGGGAGAAGGUCUAUGCAUCCUUGGAGUCCUACACAAAGCAGCGAUACCCAGAGCAGCCUGGCAGAUUUGCCAAGCUGUUACUACGCCUGCCCGCCCUCCGCUCCAUCGGCCUGAAGUGCCUAGAGCAUCUUUUCUUCUUCAAGCUCAUCGGCGACACGCCCAUCGACACCUUUCUCAUGGAAAUGCUAGAAGCGCCACACCAGGUCACAUGACAGGAAGCCGCUCUCUGUAAAUAUUCCCAGACCUCUGUAAUUGACACAAAGACCUGCAUAUUUUGUACUAAGCACAAUUACUAAUGUGAACCUUUGUAUCAGGGCUUAAAAACUACACUGUUACGAUAAACCUAAAAGAAGUGUAAAGAACCUUUUUUUGUAAAUAGUUUAUUUCGAUUACCCAGUUUAACAAAUUAAUGCAAUUUUAAAACUUUUUAUUCAGUGAUAAAAACAAGAACUGAGUCACCAGCCUGGAGUUUCUAAGAUGCCUAUUUAGAUUUCCGAGAGAAUAAAACGACAGCAUCGAAA
This is a messenger RNA of Brienomyrus brachyistius, 1966 nucleotides long. RefSeq names its product retinoid x receptor, gamma a (gene rxrga). Gene Ontology annotation, molecular function: zinc ion binding; retinoic acid-responsive element binding; nuclear steroid receptor activity. Bases 161 to 1657 code for a protein of 498 amino acids. Gene Ontology annotation, biological process: positive regulation of transcription by RNA polymerase II; retinoic acid receptor signaling pathway; anatomical structure development. The transcript has 10 exons. Gene Ontology annotation, cellular component: RNA polymerase II transcription regulator complex; nucleus. The record is from RefSeq and is a predicted model, not a curated record. Lineage: Eukaryota; Metazoa; Chordata; Actinopteri; Osteoglossiformes; Mormyridae.